AUGGAAGCCGCGUUGGAGAUUGGGGUCAAGGUGCUAGAAGUCGUCGGAGAUUCCAACCUGGUUGUAUCACAAGCAAACGGAGAAUGGAAGGUCAGAGACGAGAAAAUGAAGCCGUAUCAUCAGCAGCUCAAUGAACUCCUCUCGAAUUUUCAAAGGGUAACCUUCACGCAUGUACCGAGGAUGAAGAACCGCUUCGCAGAUGCCCUGGCCACUUUGGCAUCCAUGCUGGAACUUCCAAUUAGGGUGAAGCUAAGGCCUGUCAUGAUUGAGCAAAGGGGAAAACAUGUGUAUGACUAUGUCAUGAGCAUCGACGAACCGGACGAUGGACUCCCUUAG
Messenger RNA from Rhododendron vialii, 336 nucleotides. RefSeq lists its product as uncharacterized. Lineage: Eukaryota; Viridiplantae; Streptophyta; Magnoliopsida; Ericales; Ericaceae. The transcript has a single exon. Gene Ontology annotation, molecular function: nucleic acid binding; RNA-DNA hybrid ribonuclease activity. The coding region runs from base 1 to 336 and encodes 111 amino acids. The record is from RefSeq and is a predicted model, not a curated record.